Pecten maximus is the source of this 1450-nucleotide messenger RNA. RefSeq lists its product as uncharacterized. Lineage: Eukaryota; Metazoa; Mollusca; Bivalvia; Pectinida; Pectinidae. The record is from RefSeq and is a predicted model, not a curated record. Bases 140 to 1342 code for a protein of 400 amino acids. The transcript is spliced from 3 exons.
CCUCAAGUCUAAUUUGCAAGAGUGCGUGUAGUACUCGUAUGUACUCGGGGAACAGUUAAGCACAGCUAAUGCUAAAUUACAGAUAAGAACAAGUGCUACGCUGUUACGACCACAUCGCACAAAAGCCUAAACAAUAAUCAUGUUUCUUCGACAAUGGAUGUUGCGGAUAUUUAAUAUUAUAAUCCUCAUUAUCGUUGUGGUAGUUCUACUAAACAUCUCGAGAAGUGUUAAUAUGUUCUUAAAGACAAACAAUAUAACUCCGUUUCAAAGAACUUCAUUCCAUGACAAAAAAGCUGGGAUUCCUCAAAACAAUUUGGUGAUCAAAAUAGAUUCGGCAAAAGAAGAUUCAAAGUCGGCUAAUGUGAAUGGAGGACAAAUUAUGUUCCCGGAGAAUCGCCCUCUGAGUGGGUAUAUAGUGUACGACUGUAGCAUAAAAUAUGCUGGGAUGUGUGGCGGAUUGGCAGACAGAUUAUCCGGCAUACUGAGUACAUUUGGCUUAGCAAUCAUAUCGCGUCGCCAUUUUAAAAUCAGACAUGACAAACCGUGUGCGCUUGACAACUACCUUGAACCUCACAAAUAUGACUGGAAGCUAAACGAGUCUAUAAUACCUAUAACUGCUCAAUUCAUGAAUUUGAUUGACAACAACUCAUACCAUCUCAGGGUCAGUGCUGUUAAAACUAAUCAUCUUGACAAUGUUUUUCGUAAUGACGUCACACUGAUACGGAUGAAUUGGGAUAUGACGCAGGACUUUAGGUUGCGACCGAAUAUCACAGAUGAUUUUCCAUGGAUCACAAAACUCCAGUAUGCUGAUAUAUAUUCCGAAUUAUAUCACUACCUUUUCAAGCCCGGUAAAAUAGUUUUAGACAAAUUCGCCGACAUUGAAAAAAGAAGAAAGCACGGACUUUUAGCAUGUUCUCAUGCACGUGCCGGGGAUAAUCGUAAUGCAGAUUUUACAAGGAUUUGGAAGUUUUUAUCGAACUUGGACAGUUCAAAAUAUGAUAUUUACCUAGCAUCAGACCAACAAUAUGUUCGUGAUGCUGGCAUUAAAUAUCUCCAUGGAUAUGACGUCAUAACCAUGUCGGGCCGAUUAGGGAACAUAGACUUCAGUGAGGUCGGGUGUGACGCCUUUAUGACGAGUAUGGUGGACUUUUACACUCUAACCAAGUGUGAUCUACUGGUAAUCACAGACAGUGGAUUCAGUAUGAUAUCGGCAUAUGUUAGGGGUACCUCUGACAACCUAUAUUGCACGGGGAAGCUUGACAUAUUUCCUUGUUCACGAAACACGCUGGAAGAUGUAUAUCCGGGCAACAUGCUUGCACCUACUCGAUUAAAACUAAAUUAACGUAGGCGGGUAACAAAGGAAGCAUUAAAAAAAAGAGAGAAAAAAAGAAACAGAAAAAAAGAAAGAAAAAAAAAGAAAAAGGAGAAAAAUAAAAAACACCGUAUCGAA